This is a messenger RNA of Passer domesticus (house sparrow), 2575 nucleotides long. RefSeq names its product solute carrier family 2, facilitated glucose transporter member 11-like. The coding region runs from base 84 to 1556 and encodes 490 amino acids. Gene Ontology annotation, cellular component: plasma membrane. Lineage: Eukaryota; Metazoa; Chordata; Aves; Passeriformes; Passeridae. The transcript has 11 exons. Gene Ontology annotation, biological process: monosaccharide transmembrane transport. The record is from RefSeq and is a predicted model, not a curated record. Gene Ontology annotation, molecular function: hexose transmembrane transporter activity.
GCUCCCAAGGAAAACAGCACAUUUGGAAGCAUGUCUGCAUAGCUGAACCAGUUUGUUUGCUGUAUUUUAUUUCCUGCAAGAAAAUGAGCUACAACCUUUUUCUCCUGGCUUUUGUCCUGGGCAUGACUGGAACCUUCCACUAUGGAUUGCAGGUCUCCAUUAUCAAUUCUCCUGCUGAGUACAUCCAAAGUUUCAUCCAUGACACCUGGCUGAAGAGAUAUGGCUCCUCUCCCAGUGCAGACAUGGUCACUUUGAUGUGGUCCCUCAUUGUGUCCAUCUACAGCAUCGGGGGGCUCCUGGGCUCCUCCUCUGCUGGGUACCUGUGUGUUCGGUUUGGGAGGAAGAAGGCCAUGCUGCUCUCCAACAUCCCUGCUCUGCUGGGUGCAGUUCUGAUGGGACUCAGCCGGCUGUGUGGAUCUUUUGAGAUGAUCAUUGCUGGAAGGUUGUUCUCUGGAGUCUGUGGAGGUUUAACUCAGAAUGUCCAUAUCAUGUAUGCUGGGGAGUGUGCCCCACGGAAGCUCCGUGGGCUGAUUGCCAUAACAGCUGCUACCUUCUCUGCUCUUGGAAAAUUUGUAGGAUUUGCUCUGGGUCUCAGAGAAGUCCUUGGAGUGGAGGCUCUCUGGCCCAUUCUGCUGGCAGCCAAUGCAGUCCCUGUCCUUUUUCAGUUUCUCACCCUCCCCUUCUUCCCAGACUCUCCCCGCUACCUGCUCAUUGACCAAAAGGACAAGGAGGCAUGCAUCAAAGCUGUGAAGCAGCUCUGGGGGGACGGGGACCAUCUGGCUGAAAUCAAUGACAUGAUGUCAGAGCAGAAAGCCAUCGGUGGCCAGAAGGAGAAGAGUGUCUGGGAGCUGCUGCGGGACAGAGCCGUGCGCUGGCAGCUCAUCACCCUGCUCCUCGUGGUCUCCUGCAUCCAGCUCAUCGGGGCCAACGUGGUUUACUCUUAUGCAUACAGUAUCUUUACAAAGGCUGGAAUCCCCCCCACUCAAACCCAUUACGUCUCCCUGGGGAUCGGGACCACUGAGAUCCUCUCUACAGUUCUGUGUGGCUUCCUCAUCGAGCGUGCAGGGAGGAAGACACUGCUGUGGAAAAACUACGCCGUGAUGGCCUUGGCUCUAGGGCUCCUCACAGUCACGCUCUCGCUGCAGGACUCCUUUUUCUGGGUACCAUACUGCUCUGUUGCACUUGUCUUUAUUUUCAUCAUGAGCUUUGGCAUUGGGCCAGGUGGAGUAGUAUGCCCCUUGAUCACUGAAAUAUUUAUUCAGUCAUACAGACCAGCUGCUUACGUUUUUAAUGGUGUUGUAAACUGGCUCCAACUCUUCAUCCUUGGGCUUGUGUUCCCUUUCAUUGUGGAAGGGCUUGGUAAUUUCUGUUUCAUCAUUUUCCUGACAUACUGUCUGUCCAUGGCAAUUUUUGUACUCCUGGUGCUGCCAGAGACCAAAGGAAAGACCAUGCUGCAGGUCAAGGAGGACUUCAACCGCCUGAACUACCGUGGAAAGAAGGGGCAGGCAGCCCUACAGCAGAGUAACUGCUCAGUGGUGACUGUUACUAGGCUUUAAGAUCAAACCCUCCACUUCAUAUUUUGCUCUUUUAUUACUGUAUUGCCCAGAAGUCUCACUAAGCAAGAGAGAAUCUAUAGAUCCACCAAAAAAUCACCUUCAGUACAGGGUGCAGUAUGAAUUUGGUGGUUCUCUCCAGAUCCUGAAAUAUGAGCUGAAUUAAUUCCUCUGCAGAAAAAAAUUAAACACAGUUUGUAGAGAAAAUAAGAUCUUUGUCAGUCCCUGCAAGCUUGCAGUUAUAAACUGAAAACACAGGAUCUGCUAUUUUCUUGGCAAAACCAGGUGCCACGGUUGGCAGAAGUGAUUCUGGAAAGUCCAGAGGUACAGCAAACUUGCAAAGACGACAGAGCUAUGACACUAAAAUUAUCUGCUCCUAUUAACAAGUCAGUGCCAAAGAGUUUUCCCAGAGCAGAAGCUUCAUUUCACAGGAAAAGAAGCAUUUAGCUCUUUAAUCCAGUGAAAGAAGAGUGCCAUGCCUAGCAGCAGGCAGACUCAACAUGCAAUGUUCCCCCACGUUUACAGUCUUGGACAUUAUUCUGUUGGGAACAACAGGGAUAUGUCAGCACUGAAAGAAAGCAAUGAGCAAAGAAAGCAGGGCAGCAGGAAAUCAUGAGUGGGCAAAUCCAGAGUGCAGAUUCUCCUUCUCCAUUGGCAGUGACUGUGCAGUGUCCCUUCAGCCCGGAGAACGCUGGGUUUCUGUGGGAUUGAGCCCUGAGAGUGACUGGUACUGGUGAGCCAGAGAAGAGGGAAUUUAAUCCAUGUGUGGGACUGUUUGCUUCUCUUUCCAGGUCUCUGAAUACUUCACAUUUUCAUUAUUAAACCUGGUAAAAACGGCUUCACAUCUGUGUUCAUUGCUAUAUGACAUGACAUUUUUUUUGUCUUCUUUAUAGUUCAAAGUUUUCUGAUAAGGAAAUAAAAAGCAGUGACUAGGAAAACACAUCCUUCUGAUUGUGCCUGGAUUGAUUUUUAUUGACUGAAGAGUCAGGGACAGAGGAGACCCCACGUUCUGGGGCAGUAUU